AUGGCUCAGGAGCCCCCCUCCAAGGCACACCUUCCUUUCCCAAUCCCAAACUUUGGCAAUGCGUUCGUAGAACUUUCGGCGCUUACGACUUUCAUCGGUUCAUCGGUCGCUGAGUCGCUCAUCCUUGGGAAUGAGGGUGGGGCGGGAGUUGCGUGGGCUGCGAUGAGCGCCUUUGGUCUCAUGGACAUAGUGAAAACAUGCGUGGGCGCAGCAAGCCCGGGAUGGCUGAGGACCGUUAUUGGUGCAAGAUCAGAAAAUACAGAUGUAGCUGUAGGACUGGAGGUGUCCUCUAGCCAGCGCGGGAGGGGAGCGCUGAAGCGGGGCAAACUAACAGAUUUGGAACAUAAAAUCAGGUGGGAAGAGAUCUACGCCUUCGAUAAGUUAACAUCUCGUGGAUUGGCGGGGCUCCCGGAUGACAAGCCGCAAAACCCUGUCGCUCCCGACAAGACUACACUUCGUGAUUCUCAAGCUCAUACGGCUCGUAGGAACAUCGAGAAACCGUCAGAGCACAUCGACAUGACGCCUGAUGUAUAUUCGUACAGCGUCAAUCCUUUCUAUCCUCCCCACGAUCCAUGGUUUCAAAUUCCUAUCCUCCUUCUCAGUCUUGCCAAAGUUGGAGAGGGUUUAGUUUUAUGGCGGCUCGGUGGUACUAUCGGCAUUAUUACACUCAUCCCUUGGGCAUACUUCUUUCUCGUAGCUUGCAUAAUUGAAGCUCGCGAGGUGAUUGUGGCUAGGGGGCCCCCUGUCCUGGAUGGAGAAAUUGACAUCAUCGUUGGGCAAUUCCCCAACAUGACGCAAAUCGCAGAAUCACCUCCACGAACUCGGGUUAUCAUUGGUGCCCCUCGAAACCCAAGGAAAACAAUAUGGUGGAAAGCUGCAUGGGCUUUAGGCGCCUUAAUAUGCCCACUCGUAACCGGAUUCACUUACCUGUCCCUGGCUCAACAAACAAACGAAAUUGUUAUGCUUUGGCUUAUGUUCCAAGCUCUGUGGUUGGUUGGUCGCAUGUUAGUUCACCACUACGCUGAAUCUCCCAGAGAAGCGAUGGCACCCCGUUUGCUAUACAAGAGGUCCUGGGAGACUUUACCAGGUAUCUUCAGAAACCGUGUAGUAAACUUGCUGGUGGCUGUCUCGAGAUACAUGAUAUCAGUGCAUCCGCGACGGGAAAAUGCAUACCGGGACAACGUCAGCUCGGCCUUGGAAUUACGAAAGGUUAUAGUUGAAACACCAACUAUAUUGAACUACCCGCUCUCCCACCCGAACGAUCUUCUGCAACCAUACCAUAAGCUACAAGUUGAUAUUGAAAUCCACGCGGUUAUUGGUGACCCUACCCUCGUCAGUGCAGUUUGGCUCGCCAAUGUCCCAGGCCUCACUUUUGAGGAUAUGUAUGAUACAUGUAUUCUCUGCUUGAAGCUUCCCCCCUCCGGAACCACAUGCCGAUACGCCACAAUACCAAGUGUCCGUUUUUUCAGUGGCGUCUCGGUAUCAGAACCCUCUGCCUUUGAUGAAGAAACCAAUCAGCCUCUUGACACUACACCUCAAUUCCUUCCGAAAGGUCAGCUUCGUGAUACCCCAAGUACGUGGUGGUGUCUGAUCCCGGCGGGGGAACGAAGAUGGCUGAUAGUCAAGCAUGCAGUCGAAAGUCCAGUUCUUGGCAAACAUUCAGCCGAACUUGUGUCUGACGAUCGUGUCACUGCCAUUUUGUCUAGGGGCCAUCUUUUAGUCAGUAUCGCUCAUGUCAAUGAUCUCAAGUUUGCUUUGGGUAAUUCACGGAAAGCGAGGGAGACGCUGACCGAAAUUUUCUCUUGA
This is a messenger RNA of Laccaria bicolor S238N-H82, 1806 nucleotides long. RefSeq lists its product as uncharacterized. The record is from RefSeq and is a predicted model, not a curated record. Lineage: Eukaryota; Fungi; Basidiomycota; Agaricomycetes; Agaricales; Hydnangiaceae. Bases 1 to 1806 code for a protein of 601 amino acids. The transcript has 2 exons.